GAAGUUUACUCGAUGCUGGUUCCGUGCGGCUGAGCCAAACUUUUACCCCCCCUUCGGCUCCAGCUCCAGCGGCGGCGGAGGCGGCACCGUGGACCGGGACUCAGGGAUCCAGCGGCGGCAGCUCCAGCUCCAGCAGCAUCCGGGAGGAAUAACUUGACAUCGGGGAUCGCAGAGGAAUUUCACUCCCGCACCCCCCCCCCCCCCUUCUCCCCUUUCCCUUCUCCUUCUCUUCCCCGCGCCUCCUCCGGGGUUUUUCUUCUUCUCUCCGGGAUCCGCGAUGGGGAAGGAGCAGGAGCUUCUCGAGGCGGCGCGCACGGGCAACCUGGCCGCCGUGGAGAAGCUUUUAUCCGGGAAGCGACAGUCAGCGGGCACCGGCGGCGGGUUGUCGGGCAUCGGCGGAGGUGGCAGCAGCGGCGGCCACGGAGCCUCCUCUCACCCGCUCUCCAGUCUGCUCAGUAUCUGGAGAGGCCCCAAUGUGAAUUGUGUGGACAGCACUGGAUACACCCCCCUCCACCACGCUGCCCUGAACGGACACAGCGAGGUGGUGGAGGCGCUGCUACGAAACGAGGCCUUGACCAACAUCGCCGACAACAAGGGCUGCUACCCGCUCCACCUGGCGGCCUGGAAGGGGGACGAGCACAUCGUCAAGCUGCUCGUCCACCAGGGGCCCUCGCACCCCCGACUCAACGAGCAGAGCUCUGUAGACCAUAAAGAGUUCAAACGCUGUGGGCCCUUUGACCCAUAUAUUAAUGCCAAGAACAAUGACAACGAGACGCCGCUGCACUGUGCUGCCCAGUACGGCCACUUCCAGGUGGUGCGGCUGCUGCUGGAGGAGUUGACGGACCCCACCAUGAGGAACAACAAGUUCGAGACCCCACUGGACCUGGCGGCGCUCUACGGCCGCUUGGAGGUGGUCAAGCUGCUGCUCUGUGCCCACCCCAACCUGCUCAGCUGUAACACCAAGAAACACACGCCGCUGCACCUGGCCUCUCGGAAUGGACACCUGUCUGUGGUGGAGGUGCUGCUGGACGCCGGCAUGGACAUCAACUAUGAGACGGAGAAAGGCAGCGCCCUCCACGAAGCGGCCUUGUUCGGGAAGGCGGAUGUGGUGCAGAGACUUCUCAGUGCAGGUAUCGACGUGAACAUCACCGACCAGAAGGGCCUCCCAGCGCUGGACACGGUCAAGGACAUGCCCUCCCAGAAGAGCAGAGAAAUAGUUGCUCUCGUUUUAGGUCACAUGGCUGGGAAACCCCCUGACAUCGACCUCCCCCCUCCGCCAAUACCACCGCCUCAGGAGAGUCCCAGCCCACGCAGAAAGGGUGAAAUGGAGAAGAUGAGCGAGUUGAUCUCGGGGCUGGCCCCGGGGCCCGAGGAGGAGAGCCCAUACGAGGCUCUGUAUGAAGCCACGUCCUGUCACUCUCUGGACAGUCUCACCAGCGGCAAGUCCUCUGACAGAGACUCUGGACGGCCGGAUAGUGAAGCUGGCAAGAAAGAUCGUCUGGUCCACACAUCACAUCCUGGUCCUGGUCAUGAAGAGGAGGCGAGCUCAGAGGCGCUGUAUACUAACAGCAUCAUUGAUGAGAGAGGCGAGCCGGUGGAGGAGGAGGAUCACACGUACGAGUUGUUGUUGUCUGCACAGACCAAAGUCCCGCUGCCCAGCAAGGAGUCCCACUCCCACAAAGAUGAGAAUACCACUGCACAGUCUUCCAACAGUGUCCUACCUCAGCGUAAACCCACUGCCCCAAAUGACCUCAAACCCCCGAGCAAGACGAAAGACUCCCUGCACCUCCCUGGACAGUUGGGCCCACGGCUACCGGGAGAUAACUCCCAGCCCAGCCAGGAGCCAGGUGUCCCGGAGGUGUUCACUGGCCUCCUGCACGGAUCCUCUCCUGUCUUCGACUCCGGCGAGGAGCCCUUCAGGCUCCCAGGUGUUCCGCUCCCCGCCAAGGGCCAGGAAAAAUCACGGAAAACUGCCAAAGUAAAAGAGGAAGUAGUAGCCGCAGCCACGCCGCCACCUAGCCGUCCCAGUAUGGCGGCCAUCCUCACGGACUGUGACCCAAAAGCGAUUUAUGCAACUGUGAUCAAGGAACACAGGGACUCUGGGGCCGGGGCUGUGUCUGCCGGAAGGAUGCGCCCCCCCGGGGACCUGAAACUGGCACGCAGCCUCUCCAAGUCUGACUCAGACUUACUGGUGUCGCCUCCCAGUGAGGAGGACGGCGGACUGGGGAACCGUAGCGAGUCUGUUUCUAACUGUAGCACUGGAAAGAAGAGGCUUGAGAAAUCUCCCUCUUUCACUUCAGAAUGGGACGAGCAGACACCGACGACCUCUCCCACCUCAAAACAACGAAGAUCUAAUUCCGUUGACAGCAUCGAGAAGAUCAUGACGCUGAUUGGUGCCGGCAUCGAAUCAUCCAGAGAUCAGCAAUAUGCUACGCCAGGUGCUGCGGGCCGGCUGCUGGACCAGCCCGUGGGAGACUGGCUGGAGCACGUGGGGCUCCCGCAGUACGAGAGCAAGCUGCUCCUCAACGGCUUCGACGACCUGCACUAUAUGGGCAGUAAUGUCAUGGAGGACCAGGACCUGAGGGAGAUCGGGAUCCAGGACCCAAGUCACAGAAAGAAGAUCCUGCACGCAGCACGUUCAUUACCUAAGGUGAAAGCUCUGGGCUGUGAUGGCAGCAGCUCCCUCUCCUCCUGGCUGGACAAUCUGGGACUUCAAGAGUACUUGAACAACUUCCUGACCAGCGGCUACCGCACUCUGGACUGUGUGAAGAACCUGUGGGAGCUAGAGAUCGUCAACGUGCUGAAGAUAUCCCUCCUGGGUCACAGGAAACGCAUCAUUGCUUCUUUAGCAGAGAGACCCUACGAGGAGCCUCCGGUCAAACCUCCUCGCUUGUCUCAGAUCAGGUGCCAAGACCUGCCUGGAUCCCACACCUCGUCCCCCCUCAGUCAGAUGGAUUCCUACGCAGGUCGAUCCAUGGACCCUCUGCUGCCUGUAGUAGAGCCAGGGAGGAAAAAAGUGCCAAAUAACGACUACGACGUGACCCAAAGAUAUCACAGUGAACGACACAGAUCUCAUGAGCGGCAUCGAGAGCCUCGUCUGACGCUGCGUCCUCCCAGUCUGGCUGCGCCCUACGCCCCAGUCCAGAACUGGCAUCACUCACCGGAGAAGCUCAUCUUCGAAUCCUGUACUUACGAAUCCAGUUACCUGGGGUCCAUGCUCAUUAAGGAGCUGCGGGGUACCGAGUCCACGCAGGAUGCCUGCGCCAAAAUGCGGAGGUCGACGGAACAAAUGAGGAAGGUCCCGAGCAUCCUCCUCUCCAUCACCUACAAGGGUGUGAAGUUCAUCGAUGCAGCCAAUAAGAACAUCAUCGCAGAGCACGAGAUCCGGAAUAUUUCUUGUGCAGCCCAGGACCCAGAGGACCUGUGCACGUUUGCCUACAUCACCAAGGACCUGCAGACCAGCCACCACUACUGCCACGUGUUCAGCACAGUAGACGUGAACUUGACCUAUGAGAUCAUACUGACCCUGGGUCAGGCGUUCGAGGUGGCCUAUCAGCUGGCUCUGCAGGCCCAGAGGACCAAACAGCACCAGAGCCUCCCGGUGGGACCUGAGAUCACAGAGAUCAUGUCCAGCCGACCGGUUCCCAAACCACGAGGCAGCGUGCGGAAGUCGGGGGGGGACAUCGUGGACCAGGAGGGCGACGCCCAGUCCCAGGGCAGCGCCACGUGGCUCGUGGACCCCAAGGAAUCCAAGCGCACUAUCAGCACCAACUGAACACUGUGGCCACUCCCAAGCCAAGUAAGAAAGAGCCCUGUUGUCGUGGUGGGUUUGUUUUGUCGUUGGGAAAGUGACCCACUAACCACGCAGCAGAUCACAUCACCAGUCGGGAGGUUCCCGCCACAGUAACGCACGGGCCCGGAGACUCUCAACACUGCAGGCUCCCUUCACCUCACACACAAACACACAUCACCCCACACACACACACACAAACACACACACACACACACACACAUCACCACACACACACGCCUCCAUUUAGAUUCCUGCUCAUCAGCGGAUGGUCCUGCAGGUUUCAACGCUCAACCUGUCAUUAAAAUGGAAGCGACUGAUUUCUCUGUGUUGUUGUUGUUCUGAUACAAAGGUACAAGUUGUCGGUAAGAGACCUCACACUGUCGGUACGCCCCCCCCUCUCCUGGAUUAUCUGUCCCUUAUCCAAACACUGGAGCGUCUCUUGACGACCACGAGCUUCUCAUCCACAACGUGCGUGUAUAACUGUGAUAAACGGGAGGAACUCUCGAGCCGACGAGGAAGCGACACUACAAACACUGUUUCACGGUGAUGUAACAGGGGGGUGGCUUUUUUUAUGAUUUGAAAAGUGUCUCUCUUCUUGUUUUUUGUAUGUUUUAAUUGUUUUAUAGGACAGUGACGUGUCCUAAUGCAGGAACUGGAUCAGGCGUGGUUCUCGCUCUCUCUCUCCCUCCCUGCGUCUUUGUUAAUCUAGACACGAUUUUUCACCAAACCUGCCACACAGGCUGGUACGUCUCAUAGUUUGUAGCCUCGGAACAGAACAAUAGGGCAAGUCUCUCCCAGCUAACUCCCCAGUGCACUGACUGUUAAUGGUACUUUCUCUUCUUUUGUCGGCUCAUGUGUAUAUGGGUUGGUAGUCAGGUGUUUUUUUUGUUUUAAUUGUUGUAUAUGUGUUACCUUGUCAGGCCAGUUCGUUAACUCUAUGGUACGCUGUGUUCGACUCGCUGGUGUUGGCCUCUUCAGCCAUCGGCCUGCUCCCGUUCUGCUUUGCACAUCACUGAGGAUCAGGAGAUAGAGAUAUUUCUGGGACUAGCCUGAUGACAACAAUGAUGAGAAUGAUAUUGUACAUGAAUCUAGCAGUCUGUAUUUUGAUACUUGAAUGAUUUUUGCUUUUAUAGAUAUAUAUAUAUAUAUAUAUAUAUGUAUAUGUAUGUAUGUAUGUAAUUUUUGACGUUUGUCAAAAGAGAGAAAAGGACUAUGUCUUAUAAAGUUAAACAUAUCGUGAAUAAAUACCCUGUGAUAAAAAAAAUAAAGGUUAAAUAAACUAUGACUCAGAAGAGGGACCUCACUUCAGAAAAAAAAAAAAGAUUGUACAUAAUCUUGGGCUUCCAGUCUUUUUUUAUGAAUAUUUUUCAUAAUUGUUCAACUAAUAAAUGGCUCAAUUAGAAAACCUG
Molecule: messenger RNA, 5202 nt
Organism: Pleuronectes platessa (European plaice)
Lineage: Eukaryota; Metazoa; Chordata; Actinopteri; Pleuronectiformes; Pleuronectidae
Product: ankyrin repeat and SAM domain-containing protein 1A
Exons: 28
Coding region: 278-3775 (1165 amino acids)
Cellular component (GO): cytosol
Molecular function (GO): protein binding
Source: RefSeq, a predicted model, not a curated record